UAUACUGUCAGGUAAGUGAAAAUGUACUUCUUUGCCUACAUUAGCUAAUCCCUCAAGGACUCAGCACUUACUGUUAAACAUGGCUGCAAUUGGGUCUUUCAGCCUGCUCAGGAAUUGUGCAGUAACUACAAGGGCAUUCUCAAAUGUGAGAGUCUCACCAAGGGCAACCUCUAGUUUCAAUUCAAUUAAGUUCCUUAAUCCUCACCAUUCUCAAAGAUCUCUGUUUUGCACUAAUGCUAUACACGAUGAAGAGGCUUCUGCAAAAGCAGCUGCAGCCAGUGCCGACAGUGGAGCUCCAACCAUUUUUGACAAGAUCAUAGCAAAGGAAAUUCCUUCAUCCAUUGUAUACGAGGAUGAAAAGGUCCUAGCUUUCAGGGACAUCAACCCUCAGGCUCCUGUUCAUGUUUUGGUCAUUCCAAAGGCCAGGGAUGGAUUGACAACGCUUGGGAAGGCAGAAGCCAGACAUGGAGAGGUGUUGGGCCAACUUCUCUACGCUGCAAGAAUAGUGGCUGAAAAGGAAGGCAUCCUCGAUGGAUUUCGUGUUGUUAUCAACAAUGGUCCUGGUGCCUGUCAAUCUGUCUAUCAUCUCCACUUGCAUGUCCUGGGUGGAAGACAAAUGAAAUGGCCGCCUGGUUAAAGAUUUGAAUAAAUUCAUCUUGAAGCUUGAUUGCACCGUCUUGUUUCCCAUGCCCUCACUUUCUUGAAUUCUUUUUAUAUUUGAUCUGAAUAUUUGUGAUAGUUGUCACCUGGGACUUACGAAAACCUUAUAAAUGGAGAUUUUUUCCCAUCAUCUGUAAUCUCUAAAGACUUCACUUAGGAAUCAUCAUGUUUUUGCUUUCUAUUUGCCAGCCAAAGUGCUAAACAAAAUCGAUUAUUUUACUA
Molecule: messenger RNA, 882 nt
Organism: Populus euphratica (Euphrates poplar)
Lineage: Eukaryota; Viridiplantae; Streptophyta; Magnoliopsida; Malpighiales; Salicaceae
Product: HISTIDINE TRIAD NUCLEOTIDE-BINDING 2
Exons: 6
Coding region: 80-637 (185 amino acids)
Molecular function (GO): catalytic activity
Source: RefSeq, a predicted model, not a curated record